Molecule: messenger RNA, 2480 nt
Organism: Achroia grisella
Lineage: Eukaryota; Metazoa; Arthropoda; Insecta; Lepidoptera; Pyralidae
Product: P protein-like
Exons: 16
Coding region: 1-2427 (808 amino acids)
Biological process (GO): transmembrane transport
Cellular component (GO): membrane
Source: RefSeq, a predicted model, not a curated record
AUGAGUGACAUAUGGAAAGAUUUGAAAGAAUGGACGGGAGAACAAUCGAAUCAGGAGUUGAAACGAAGCCAAUAUUCACUAGUGUCACGCGAAGAAGCGGCAGGAGAGACCUUAAACUUGGAUCUAAGACUGCUUGAGGAGAUAAAUGAUGAAGAGCUUGGAGACGACGAAAUAAAGAUAAUAAAUUCAGAAAAGAAACCAGGACCAUCAGUAAUAAAGCAAGCAGAUGAUUCGAGUCCAUCGGAGGAUGAACUAGCGGAACUCUCAAACGAUACGGAAGUAACAAAUGGUGAAGAAAGGAGAAAAAAAGAAUCCGUGAACAGAAUAUUUAAUCGAAGCUCCAACAAGAAGCAAUUAAUUAAAAUAGCGCAAGACAAGUAUUAUGUUAGAAUUACAAUCCUCCUGGUGUGUUGGACUUUCUUCACUCUAAUAUUUCUAAUGUACGGUGAAAAACGGGAUAUCACCAAGAGUACUGCUAUUGUUAAUGGACAGGAUAAAAAUUAUAGUCUACAGAUAAAUAACGACGAUGUAGCGAUUCUGUUGACGCUCUCUGGUCCAUUUUUGUCGGACAACGAUGAAAUAAAAAUGGACUCUAACCAAUUGGAAACACAUCACAAAAUGGAAGUGUGGCUUGAAAGAUCUAUGUAUCGAAUUGAACAGAAUCACUCACUUAAAGAUUUUGAUCAGGCAGCCGCAGACAGCGAGCCUUGGGUAAUUACUCUACAAGAUGAAAAACAAUUGGAUUUCAACAAAGGUGUCGCCCGCACACAUAAAUUUCACCAUAAAUCAAACAAUACUCAUAAAAACAAUACGUAUUUCAUACGUUUGAGAUCGACAUCGACUCGUACCGUACCGUUUACUAUAAGUUACACGGUAUCGCCACUAGAUGUCUCUACUGGAGUUGUCUACGCUGUUGUGUUACUUCUUGGACUGUAUGUGCUCAUUGUUUUUGAGAUAAUUAAUAGAACUAUGGCAGCAAUUAUAAUGGCAACUAUGUCGUUAGCAGUGUUGGCCCUGGUCGGCGAGAGACCUUCGCUCCCGGAACUGAUAUCCUGGCUGAAUGAGGAGACACUACUGUUGCUAUUCAGCAUGAUGUUACUGGUCUCCGUAAUGGCCGAAACUGGAAUAUUUGAUUACUUGGCUGUUUAUGUAUUCGAGGUAACGAGGGGCAAGUUGUGGCCCCUGAUAUAUCUCCUAUGUGGCGUUACAGCACUGCUCUCAACAGUUUUAGACAACGUGGCCAUAGUUCUACUCAUGUCACCGGUUACCAUUAGGUUAUGUGAAGUAAUGGGUUUGGAUCCGGUCCAUAUAUUAAUGUUCAUGGCGAUAUACAGCAAUGUAGGAGGCACGGCGACCCCAGUUGGAGAUCUGACCAGUGUCAUCGUGGUAUCCAAUAAAGAUGUUAUAGAAGCUGGUAUAUCUUUCACAAACUUCACCGCUCACAUGUCACUCGGUAUAGUGCUAGUGUUGAUACAGACGUCACUACACAUCCGAUACAUGUAUAGAGACAACAAAAAAUUACAACUGAACGUACCCAGAGAUAUACAAGACAUACGUCAACAGAUUUCAAUAUGGCGGCGAGCAGCCGACUCACUUCCUCAUCUCAACAGUGGAGUGCACAUCGUCAGAAAGAGGCUGGAGAAGAAGAUAGUAAAGUUAAAUGGCAAAUUAGAAGUGCUCGUACAAGAGAAUAACAAAGGGUCGUACUCAAAAGAGAAGUUUUUAAGCACAUUAACAGAACUAAAGGGAAAUUAUAAAAUCCGUGACAAAGUACUCCUGCUGAAAGGAUCGGUGUCUAUAACGUUCGUUGUCAUCGCGUUCUUCAUGCAUUCGAUUCCCGAAUUUAACCGCGUAUCGCUGGGCUGGACAGCACUGCUCGGCGCCAUCUUGCUUUUGACACUGGCAGACCGGAAGGACCUAGAACCGAUUCUGCAUAGAGUUGAAUGGUCCACCUUGCUCUUCUUUGCAGCUAUAUUCGUCUUUAUAGAGGCUCUAUCCAAACUAGGUCUGAUCCUAUAUAUCGGUAGCUUAGUCGAGCAACUGGUCUUAAGGGUGGAUGAGAGCGCUCGACUUGCUGUAGCUAUCUUAUUAAUUUUAUGGGUAUCAGGAAUAGUCUCAGCGUGUGUGGACAACGUGCCCUUAACGACUAUGAUGGUAAGAGUAGUGGUUUCAAUGGGUUCCAAUCCUAAUCUGAACCUACCUACGAGCCCAUUGAUAUGGGCCUUACUCUACGGUGCGUGCUUGGGAGGUAACGGCACCUUGCUAGGGGCAAGUGCAAACGUGGUCUGCGCAGGAGUGGCCGAGCAGCAUGGCUACAAGUUCACGUUUAGCAAGUUCUUUAAAGUCGGAUUCCCCGUCAUGGUGGGGCAUCUGAUCAUCGCCAGCAUAUACCUGCUGACGUCACACUGUCUGUUUACGUGGCAUUAGGUUCUAGAACAUACUACAUGUUCGAGCGUUUUCGGGACACAGCCGAACAGCAC